CGUCGCUGCCGCUGCUCAUCUCCGCGAGCAUCGAGACCUAACAUCUCUUUAAGUUACCAUUUCCUUUCGGGCCUUCGGAGAACACUCGAGGACCUUCGAAAAUCCUUCGGAAUCCUUCGGGGCUAUCACGCAACGCAACUCGGGGUAGCUAUUAGCGGUGAACUAUGGGAAUACCAUUAUGGGAGAGUCCGCCAUCGCGGUCAGCCGACAAGUCUUCCGCGUCUGCGCGCUGCAACAGGCUGCCGACCGGAACCUGGUUCGACCCGAUCGAUCCCGCGGCGGGCGCAGAAACACCGACACCGGCGGCACAGUCCGGAAGGAGGAUCGUUAUCGACCUCACGGGCGACGAAGAGGCUUCGGGUCCUGCGCCGCCUGCGACGACGGCUAGUGCAAGGAGGAGGGAUGGCAGGGAUGGCAGGGACGGCAGGGACGGCAGGGACGGCAGGGACGGCGCGGGAAGCAUGUUGACCCUCGAUGAGUUCCUAAGGGAGACGAGUCAGGCGUCUGCCGCGAGCAACGAGGCGGAACGACAUCUGCAGCUGCUGCUGGUGCACCGGCGCAGUGAGCGCGAGCGGGAGCGUGAUCGUCGCGGUGAUCGCGAUAGAGACCGUGAUCGUGAGCGGGAUCUGGUGCCCAUGACGGAGGCGCAGUGGAGGAGGUCGUUGUUUGAUCAUACGCCGGUGGGGAGGCUGCGGUUCGGCAUUGUCCCUGGCUCCGGUGGGGCAGCGGCUGCGACUACGGCUACUACUACGGCGAGCUAUACGCCCUUGCCGCCCGCGCCGGGGAUGCUGCCACCUGCGGCGACUGCGGGAACCGGAGCGCCGACACCCCGCCCCGCCGCGGGAAUUACUACUACUACUUCCUCGACGGCUACUGAACGUACCGCUGCUGCUGCUGCUGCUGGACUCGACUCCUUCGACACGCUGGUCAACCAGAUCCGCCGCAUCGGCGCGCUGCAGGAUGUAAUGCUGAACAAUGUCGAUAAUACCACCUCGACGCUGGAAGAUGCCGUGUCCGAGGUUGCUCUUCGCGAGGCGAUGACGCACGAGCCGGAGCCGGAGCCUUCAACGGGACCGAACCGCCGGGACCGGAAUCGCGCCGUCGACAGUCUGCGUAUUCGCGAGGCGAGACUCCGCGCCAUGCAAACGCGGAUCGACCUGCUGGCUAGCGAGUUUGCGCUGCUGAGGAGCACCAGGCGGGAACUGCGCAGGGUCGAACAACAGGCCCUGGAGAUUGACGAUGCUCGGCGCGAAGUCCGCGGCGCGUUCGGGCUGGCCGAAGACGAGUCCGGACCGCUGGCCAGACUCGGCUCCGUGGGCCCGUCGGAGCGCAGGGUCGUCCGCCGCGCGCUGCUGCAGCAGCAGGCUGAAUUCAUCCCUGGCAGUGGACCUGGCUCGCUUGCGGCGCUCGCUACGGCCGCGGUCGUUGCGCGCCUGCGGGGCGCUUUCGAUAUCGAUCCUACGACUACGACUGCGACUACUACUGCCGCCAAUGCCAAUGCGAAUGCGCAGGAGCAUGGCUCCGGCUCGGAGCAGUCCGAUUCUACUACUACCCUCACCCCUCCCAUCGAGUCGAUCGAUAGGAGGAGCCCGCUGAUGACGCAGGAACAGAGAGAUCUGCUGCUCAGGAAUGAUGUGAUGCAGAUGCAGAUCGAAAGGCUCCAGAACGGAUUGUGAGGACUCGUACUCGUACCUACUGCAGACAUCGGGGAGUAGGGCUAUUGGGUGUUGGGUUAGAGCAGACAUGGCAUACCCGAGCGAGCGCAAUUACAGUCUUUUGUCUUGUCUUUCGUCCUUUUGUCUUUUGUCUUUUGUCAUUCGUCCUUUUUUCUUUCAUCUGAAGCCUGGUCUGGUGUCUACUUACUCUACUAUUCUCUUGACUUGGGGAAUGUAUCUACCUACCCGUCGUCGUCGUUUUUUGUUUUUGUUUUGCUUGUGGUCUGUCGGUCUGUCUGUCUGUUUGCGUGUAGGAACUCACUCUGCGGGGGGGACGGCGUUUUUGCGUGUGCGGCAUAGCGGAAG
Tricharina praecox is the source of this 2021-nucleotide messenger RNA. RefSeq lists its product as uncharacterized. The record is from RefSeq and is a predicted model, not a curated record. The transcript is spliced from 3 exons. NCBI's taxonomy places the organism in Eukaryota, Fungi, Ascomycota, Pezizomycetes, Pezizales, Pyronemataceae. The coding region runs from base 165 to 1676 and encodes 503 amino acids.